AUGUCAGAGAUCAAAAACGUCGCCAUUCUAGGAGUAAGUCCUCACCAUAUUUUCCAAUUUACUAUUGCUGACUACUGGAACAACAGGNCCUCGGGCAACUUUGGCACUCCCAUCACCUCCGCCCUCAUUGCCGCAAAUUUCAACGUGACAAUUAUAACACGAGCAUCUUCUACAACAGAACACCCACAAAACAUCCCCACUCUGCGCAUCGAGUACUCUCUCGAAACGCUCACCGAAGCCUUCGCAAACCAAGAUGCAGUGGUCUGCGUCGUGGGUCCCGGCGGUAUAGCACUUCAGAAAACCUUUGUGGAUGCUGCUGUUUCGGCCGGAGUAAAGAGAUUUAUUAUUGAUGAUUUUGGUUGGGGACCAACGACGAAAGGAUUUCCUGAGUUUGGUGCUAUACAUGCUUCAAGAAGGGAGGGCUGGGAUUAUGCGGCUGAGAAGGCGAAAGAAGUCGAGGGGUUCACUUGGACAGGUUUAUCGACUGGAAAUCCCAUUGACUGGAAGUUCCCAAUGAUGGGUUUCGACGUGCAAAAUCACAAAGCGAUCAUCUACGACGAAGGAAGCGAAAGAUUCACCGGCACAACACUGCAAGGAAUCGGUCAAGCGGUUGUUGGAACAUUACAACGCCCCGAAGCCACAGCCAACCGCUUCCUCGUUGUGCAAAGCAUACAAACAAACCAAAACGAGCUGCUUCAAGCAUUCGAGAAGGCGACAGGAGAACAGUGGGAAGUUACAAGGACAUCAAGCAAAGGAUUAAUUGAGAGUGGUCAAGAGGAUUUUGAGACUGGAGCAGGGUUGUGGAGGUUGAAGUUGGCGGUCGCUACUUUGUAUGAUGUUGGACAGGGAAGAGGUAGGGUUGCUGCGUCCAGAGAGGAGUCUGAUGCAGAGUUGUUGAGUGUGAAGAACGAGACCACUGAUGAGAUUGUGGCCAAAUUGCUUCAGUGA
Messenger RNA from Aureobasidium musti, 948 nucleotides. NCBI's taxonomy places the organism in Eukaryota, Fungi, Ascomycota, Dothideomycetes, Dothideales, Saccotheciaceae. The record is from the annotation of a GenBank genome assembly.